This is a messenger RNA of Maniola jurtina (meadow brown), 2206 nucleotides long. Its product is annotated as protein-L-histidine N-pros-methyltransferase. The record is from RefSeq and is a predicted model, not a curated record. The transcript has 5 exons. Bases 230 to 1342 code for a protein of 370 amino acids. Lineage: Eukaryota; Metazoa; Arthropoda; Insecta; Lepidoptera; Nymphalidae. Gene Ontology annotation, molecular function: protein-L-histidine N-pros-methyltransferase activity.
UUCAUUUUCAAAACAAACUCAGGUUUCGUCUUUGUGAUAAUAAAUUAAUAUGUAUUUUUACUUAUUACUCCAAUUUAAUCAACGUAAUUUUAUAAGCAGCUUGCCAAUCUUGUGAUAUAAGUAUUCUAAGAAUUCUAGGAUCUUUACAAAUAUCUCAUUGAGGUUAUAACUUUUAUGUAGUUCUAAGGUAUUCACAUUUUUGUGCUGGGUUUUGAUCAAAUCUCAGUCGAUGUCAACUAUUCUCCGUAUUUCCGUAAGUUUAUGUAUUAUAUACCCGGUAUUGUUGUUAGAACAUUGGCACACGUGUUCAAAAUCUGAUAUUUAUUCUUAUCACACCAAGGAGUAUGAACAGACCUGUCGAAGGCAUGGAUAUACUGAGCUAAACGAGUCAGAUUUGGACAUUUCUAUAAGUAAUUCGUACGAGGAUGAAGAUAUGGCGAGUAAUUCAGGAUUGAAUGGAUUAUAUCGGCCCAGAAGUGCAUUGGCCCGAGCCUUGUAUGAGAAACAACGAAAUGACAGACAUCUGCAGGAGUUUGAUCAGAAUGAGUGGUAUCGAGUGGACAAAAGCCGGUUGAGCCCGGAGUUACAACAGAAGUUUGUCCAGCUUGAACCAGACAAUGAAACCAAGGAGUUUCUCGCGUCUUCCAUUGAUAAGUCGUCGUGGGUGUGGACACAGAUCUGGUACCUGCUGGCGAAAGCUGUCCUGAAACACUUUUGGACCAUCACAGAUAUCAACGGAUGGUUAGGCCGAGGUUCCAUGUUCGUACUUUCCGCGGAACAAGCCCACAAACUGCUGAGUUCGGCUAAACGCGGCCCCAACAACACGGGCUCGCUGGUGGACAUCGGCGCGGGGGACGGAGAGGUCAGCCGCCGCUUCGCGCAUCUCUACACCAACAAAUACGCUACGGAAAUAUCCGGCUGCAUGCGCAAGGCACUGAGCAGUAAAGGUUUCACGUUGCUCGACACAGAGGACUGGUGGCGGGAGCAGCGGUUCGACUGCGUGUGCAUGCUGAACCUGCUGGACCGCUGCGUGCGGCCGCGCUCCAUGCUGCAGCAGGCCCGCGCGGCCAUCGCGCCCGACGGCGUGCUGCUGCUGGCGCUCGUAUUGCCGUACAAGCCAUACGUGGAAGUGACGUCAGACCACAAACCCGAAGAGCGUCUCCCGAUCCAAGGCGUCACGUUCGAGGAGCAAGCGGCGUCCUUCGUACAGGUGAUGCGCGACGAGCUGGGCUUCGAGCUGGCGGCGUGGUCGCGCGCGCCCUACCUCUGCGAGGGCGACUUCGCGCAGGCCUACUACUGGCUCGACGACUCCGUCUACGUGUUCACGCCCGUGCGCACUUGAAACGUGUCUCCAUCACAGACUAAACACUGCAUUCGCACGAGGAAUUACUACUCGGUCAAGCUAAGUUUGCACCUCGCGUGGAAUACGUCACACUGACGCUUAGGUACGGUAUGCGAACCGAACUGACAUGACGAGACGACCGCGAGGAGGUGAGCGGGAAAGUGGGAGAGGCACCGCAUUCCAGCGAGGUGUAAACUUAGCGCGACCGAGUUAUAAAAUGAAACACUUUAAAGCAAUACUAAGCUUACCGCGGAGCCUUGAACGUGAAUCCUAUAUAGGUUACUAUAAAUAGAGCACUCCUAAUUCCUACUCGAAGCAAAUACCUACUUAUCGCUAUCCCACUUCAUCUACCAAGCAAGAGCGAUCGGACAGCACUGGAUUUCGACCUCUCGCUCUUAUUUGUAAGUUAAAGUGGGAUAGCUAUAAAUAGGUAUUUGCUUCAAGUAGAUAUUAGGAGCGCCUGAUCCUUUAUUAUAAAAUUCAUGGCGUUGAAACAUUGAUGUUUUAGUUGGGAAAUGGGCAUAGUGGGGAAUGUCGGCAUAUCUCCAGAAACAAGUCAACCAAUCGCGGGUUCCCGCGCGAUAGAAAUCCCCUUAUGACUUUUUGAUCCACAAAAUUGAUCUAAAAGUCGAUACAGCGCAUUUGCUCAAUCUCUGUACUAAAUUGAUAGGUCUAUAAGUACCUAACGCUAUCCUUUUUAAAAUGUUUCAUUAAUUCCUCAUUAAGAGUAUAAUUUAUUUAAUAAUAAAUAAAUAAACUAUAGAUUACCCACCAAAAACAAAUACGAAUAAUUUCCAGUGAAGACGUCAUGGUGAAAGGUCACUUUUCGCGCCUUCCGUAGUUCUAAGCGCUCUCCAACGACUU